CUUUUUCUUUCUUUUUUUCUUCAAUGCUCCAUACGGAGUAUAACGGCGAGAAUGCGGGUGUUGCUUGGCCUUGUGGUUUGGCGUUUUUUCUUCUUCUCUAUCAGGGAUGGUAUUCGAUUCUACCAAGUUCAUUACAGACCUCUAGAGCAGCACGGGAUGGGAUUUUUGGACUCUCUCUAUUUACCGCUAGCUAAUAGGACAGGAGAAGAUGAUAUAUAUGUAGGAAAUGGAGAUUGUGCUGCAUGGGCAGCCAAGGCGAUUUUAGUGGAUGUAUGCGGUCUAGAACAGUAGAAAUCGUACGAAGGACUGGGAGAAUCAGUCCAUAAAGUGAGCAAUUUGAGUCAUUGGCAAUGGGGAAUU
Messenger RNA from Trichoderma harzianum CBS 226.95, 360 nucleotides. RefSeq lists its product as hypothetical. The transcript is spliced from 2 exons. The record is from RefSeq and is a predicted model, not a curated record. The coding region runs from base 52 to 291 and encodes 79 amino acids. NCBI's taxonomy places the organism in Eukaryota, Fungi, Ascomycota, Sordariomycetes, Hypocreales, Hypocreaceae.